AUGUCGGCAGCGAUCCGCGACUCCAAUGCACCAAUCAUCUACCUCGUCCGGCACGCCGAGUCGGAACACAAUGUCUCCAAAGACAUGUCGCACCGCGACCCGCCUCUGACUGCGCUGGGCGUUCAGCAAGCAACUGCGAUUGCCACAGCCUUCCCAGAGCUCGGUUCCGUGGCCACGAUCUUCACGUCUCCCCUCACGCGUGCAAUACAAACCACUGUAGCUGGAUUCUCCUCAAUUCUCCAUCUUGAUGGCCGAGCCGAGCCCGGGGGAGAUGGCGGCGCGCAGCUCAUCGUCGAUCCUGACCUACAAGAGCGCAGCGAUCUCGCCUGCGACACUGGUUCGUCACGCUCAGCCCUGGAGCAGGCUUUUCGGGGCCUCGACUUCAGCACCCUGAAUGACGACAAUUGGCCGACCAAGAAAGGAGCAUAUGCUCCAGACGACUCUAGCGUCUCAGAGCGCGCCCAGCGGUUCCGUGAAAGGUUGCACGGGGUGGUAGAAACACUUGGAAGAAACAAAGGCGACAACAGGCAGGCACGCAAGAAUAUUGUCGUCGUCACCCACGGCGUCUUCAUGAAGUUCCUAGCAAAUGACGGCACUAUCGAUCUUCCAAAGUCGGGAUGGAAGGCAUUCACUCUCGACGACAAUGCACACGACAAGGCGACUCUGGUUGCUCUAGAUUGA
Microdochium trichocladiopsis is the source of this 681-nucleotide messenger RNA. Its product is annotated as phosphoglycerate mutase family protein. The record is from RefSeq and is a predicted model, not a curated record. Lineage: Eukaryota; Fungi; Ascomycota; Sordariomycetes; Xylariales; Microdochiaceae. Gene Ontology annotation, cellular component: cytoplasm. Bases 1 to 681 code for a protein of 226 amino acids. The transcript has a single exon. Gene Ontology annotation, molecular function: phosphatase activity.